CGCCACCGCCGAAGGGAUCUAUCCUACGGUCCUACCUCGCGCAGCGUCGCAACAGCUCACGGAGGUGGCUUUGCGGGCGCAAGAAGUAGCACCACCGCCGCCAGCGCCACCGCCCCUACUGUCGGCCGUCGCCGCUCCUACCGCCGAUUGCCGCCGCUCUUGGGGGCACGCAGAUCUCACGGGGGGCGCAGGUCUCACGGUGGGCACGCAGAUCUCACGGGGGCGGGGCUCCACCAAGGAAGGCGGCACUGCCGCCGGCCACCGCCGCUCCCGCGCGACCACCUUCUCUACGGCAAGGCCACAGAUCUGCGGGGAAGGCGCCACCGGCAAGCAGCCUGGGAGCAACGGCAACGGCGACGCCCCAUCCACGACUCUACGGAAUUACUUCGAUAAAUUGCUGCGUCCAGCUGUGGGGCUGCUCUGCUUGCACGUUGGGAGGGAGAAUCAAGGUGUAGGAUAGCGCAGGAAGGUUAAGAUUUCCCAAUCUCAUCUGAAGUUCUGAACCCUUGGUAAAUUGUUGAGAUUGAGCCAAGAUGUCUUCUCAUCGGUUAGAGGCCUCUGGUACUAGUGAGAGCACCAACAACAAUUCCUCGCAAACACCAAAUAGAAGGGCACCAGUCUGGGAGUAUUAUGAGCCGGAUUUGGUCGAGAUAGAUGGUGUCCUAAAAGCAAUUUGCAAGUACUGUGGAACAAAGUUGACUGCAAACAGAAAAUCAGGUACAAACAGCCUUCGAACUCACAUUGCGGAGCAUUGCCCCACAAUCCCUAGUGAUGAUAGGAACAAAUUUGUCGCUACAAUGAAGAAAAAGCAUGUAGAUGGUUCAUUCACCUUUAAUCAACAGAGAAGUCGUGACUUGAUGAUUGCAUGGUGUGUUAGAGCUGAUGUAGCAUUCAAUAAGUUUGAUGAUGAAGGGUUUGAGCCUUGGAUGGAGUCAUUGCAACCUGCAUUUAGAUGCAUAGGGCGACAAAUGAUUCGUAAUGAAUGUGUUGCUAAGUUUGAGAGAGCAAAGAUAGAAUUACGAAGUGAACUUCAGAGUCUUAACUCUCGCAUUUGCUUCACAUCUGAUCUUUGGACAUCAAACCAAAAGUUGGGAUAUAUUUGUGUGACAGCUCACUAUAUUGGCCCUGAUUUUGUUUUGAAGAAAAAGAUAAUUGCAUUUAAGGAUCUGAAGUAUCCACAUACGGGUGUAGCUAUUGAGGAAGCCAUUACAACUGUUCUGACAGAUUAUGGUAUCAAAGAGAAGAUGUUUACCAUCACACUCGACAAUGCAGCAAAUAACAAGGCAGCUUGUGAUCUUUUGCAAGAAAGCGGAAAGUCUGACAUGUUAUUUGGUGGUGAGCAUCUUCUUGUUAGAUGUUGUGCUCAUAUACUCAACAUUCUUGUCCAAGAUGGUAUGAACAUUGUUAGUGCUGUGAUAGAGUUGAUAAGAGACCUGAUUAGGCACAUUAACUCAUCACCAUCACGUAUCCAGGAUUUCAAUGAGAUAGCUCAAAGGGAAUGUCUUGCUGCAAAGGCUGGUUUAGUCCUUGGAAAAAAGAAGACUAGAACAAGAAUUUGCUGAAUAUAGGCAUCAGAGGAGAGGGACUUGGAUUGAAAAAUCAGAACUUGAUGCAUAUCUAGAUGAACCACCUGUGAGAACAGAUGAAAAUUUUGAAAUUCUGACUUGGUGGAAGACAAACUCCAACAAGUACCCUGUGCUGUCAGCGAUGGCACGCGAUUUCUUAGCAAUUCCACUCAGCACUGUUUCUUCUGAAUCAGCAUUUAGCUUGAGUGGUCGGAUUCUUAGUGACAAUCGAAGCUCAAUGACACCAGAAACUCUUGAAGCUUUGGUCUGUUGCAAAGAUUGGCUGUACAAGUAUCCCACUAAUG
Messenger RNA from Setaria italica (foxtail millet), 1870 nucleotides. RefSeq names its product zinc finger BED domain-containing protein RICESLEEPER 2-like. The transcript is spliced from 4 exons. Bases 534 to 1562 code for a protein of 342 amino acids. Gene Ontology annotation, molecular function: DNA binding. The record is from RefSeq and is a predicted model, not a curated record. NCBI's taxonomy places the organism in Eukaryota, Viridiplantae, Streptophyta, Magnoliopsida, Poales, Poaceae.